This is a messenger RNA of Strongylus vulgaris, 708 nucleotides long. The record is from the annotation of a GenBank genome assembly. NCBI's taxonomy places the organism in Eukaryota, Metazoa, Nematoda, Chromadorea, Rhabditida, Strongylidae.
AUGGGCGCCGGUCCCCUCGUCAUUGAGCUUGUUGCAGUAUUCGUGCUGACCGCGCUUCUUCUGAAUAAGUAUGCUGAUUGGAGAAGGCAUCACUUGAUCGUUGUCCUGUCAACAUUUAUUGGAUGGUAUUUUUCUUUUAUCAUAAUCUUUGUGCUUCCACUGGACGUGGCAAUCACGUUCUAUCACAGAUGUGAAGUUGAACAAGCGCGUCUUGUUAACACUACGCUGUCUGAACCUUUGUACUGUGAAAAACCAGGUGGUUAUAUUCCUGAUUUAGUACUUCUCACUCUUUGGAGAAUUGUUUACUGGUCCGCACAGUGUCUCACUUGGAUUGUACUCCCAUUCAUGCAAAGCUAUGUGAAUGCAGGAGAUUUCACAGCUUAUGGCAAAAUGAAAGCUGCUCUUUUUAAUAAUGCUGUUUACUAUGGGAUUUACAUGCUAGUCUUUGUCAUACUGCUCAUAUAUGCUGUCAUAAAAGGAGUAGUGAUAAACAUGGAACAUCUUAAAGUCAUCCUGAUCUCCGCUUCUAACACAUGGGGAUUGUUUCUUCUUGUUGUACUAUUAGGUUAUGGUUUUGUCGAACUUCCACGCAGCUUGUGGCAUAGAGGAAGUAGAGACUAUCUUCUCAACAAAACUUACUUCAAUCUUGAUAAAAUGUCGGGCGACAAGAGUGAAGCCGAGGAUGGCAUAAAAGAAACGUACAGGUAG